AUGGCCACCAUUGCAGACAGAAUCAAGGAUAGGAUCCUGCGAAGAACCAAUACUGGACGCAUAACUCGCAAUCGAUCUGACCAGAAGCAGCAACCUCUAUCACACAUAGUACAAAACGCCCGUAAUCGGCUAAAUCCAAAGAAAAAGGGCACAGUCGGUGACGAUGAAGACGACAACGAAGACGAAGACGGCAGUGGAGAUGACAAUCACCAAGAUGGCAGCAAUCCACCCUUCUCAAAGAAACCCGUGGCAUUGAGAAGAUGCGAUUUCUGUAUGCGUGAUCCCAUUGGCAAACAAAUGUGCAAGCAAAGAUACUGCGACUACACAAAAGGGUGGAAAGGAAACUUCAUCGAAUGCUCCAACUGCGCUGACUAUCGUUCACAGAAUCCCGGCUCUGGCCACAGAUGCAAGCCUCCUCAGAUAAAUAAUGUCUGGCGCAAGUACGGCGUUGCCGAUCCCAUGGACUACCGGCCACCAACCUGCGAUCAAUGCCUCAACACCAAGAUGGUCAAUCAAUGCAACGUUGAUUCGACUCUUGGCUAUGGCUGCACGUUGACAAAAGCCUGCAGAGACGGCAAGUGUACGGUGAACGGCCAAGAGAUGGAAGCUCGGCCCAAUUCUCGAAUUGACGCUGCUCGAUGGAUCCGCGCAGAGUGCCAUGUCUGCCAGAACAAGACGAAGAAGGGCGCCACUGUGGGAUGCAGUUGGCUCAGAGAUCGUUCAACCUGGGACCAGGCUUGCUCAUACUGCCAGUCUAACAACCUGACGUGUCUCAGCGGUGGCCGAGUUGUUGCCAAUCCGCAGAGGCUGACUCUACCAAGGACGUGGGCCGUCAAUCUCCAAGUCUUUGACAAGGGCUUUGUCGAGUGUAGGAGAAUCAACCCGGAACGUCGCUAUUGCAAGAGAUGCUGGGAAGACGAUCACGAACACUGCCGCGCCGAUGCCAGCUCGUACUUUUACAGCUGCAAUCGCUGUACUCAACUGGGUGUUGACUGUAUCGACGCCGGGGACGACACGUCCUAUCCUCUCUUUGAUCUGGCCAGGGUUGGUAUUGGAGGCUUCUUGCCCUUUGUGGAAUGCAAGUGCUGCAGAGAAGCAGGACGAAACUGCGAUCUUCAGCGGCCGUGCGAUUCGUGCGUCAAGCAUGGCGAUGAGUGUGAUGCUUGGGUAGGAGACACGGUCAAACAUUGCAUCAAAGGGCGGUUGGAUCCUCCCCCUGGACCUCUUUAUUAUCUCGCCCUGGGAUACGGUGCUGGCGGAGUUGAUGAUCCCAAAGAUGGAUCAGCCAUCGAGCACUGGGUAGGUCCAGCCACAAACAUCUACGGCAUCCCCGAGAACCAGAACAGAAACUUCAUCGCCACGAUGGGCGUUCAGCUGCGGUCUAUUCUGAGCCCGCCGGGAGCGCCGCCUCAUGGAGAUGCAGCUCAGGGAGGGCGUGUAAGUGGCCGAGCAAGUGAAAUCACUCGAGAGCAGAUUGCAGCCUGGAUCAAGGAUCGCUGGCCUCAGGCAGUUCCAAUGGACCAGCUUGGACACUAUCGAGAGCGAGUAGAGGCUGUGCGGCAGAAGAUGCAGGAUAUUCGGGAUGGGAAGAUUGUGUCGGCGCUCUUUUCUGAUUUCCCGAACCAUGGCGGUGGUGACGAAGAACAUGAUGAAGCUGAUCCUAACCGUGGUAUAAAUGCUCAUGGUAAUAGCGGCGAUGUCACGACUUCGGAUCCAGCUCCUCUCAUUUUCGAUACCAGCGCCCCUGGCUGGCUCUCAGAGUUUAUAAACUCGGACAUGAUUGACGAUGGAGUCGCUUCGCCUCCCUUUGAAUGUCCCACGUUGCUCACACAGAGCAUGUUUGACUUUGAUGCUGCAGCUCCUUCCAGCCAGAUGCCCGCACACUUGCAAUUUAGCCCGUUUGAAGUUUCCCAAAUAGAUCCCAGUCUUUUCCUGGUGGAUAGAGAUGAAGAUUUGGAUACGUCUAUGCAAAUUGACUUCCUGCCACUUGAAGCCUCAUCAGCACUAGAAGAUAUAGAAUAUAUCGAUCAUAAUCCGCUUAGCAUCUUACAAGAAGAAGCCAUGUUUAUGCCGCGACUGAAGCCAAGCAUACCCACUCCGUACAGCUUCGUCCUGGGUGGUCCAAAACAGCCUGACUCCCCCUUUUGCAAUUUCCUCAGCCUCAUCCCAGAGGACGUCAAGCCCUUUACGCCAGGCGGCGAUGAGACUUGCUCCGAAAAAAGAGCCAACGGCAAAUGCAACAAACCCGCUGCUCUAGACUCAAUUUGCCAAUGUCUGCUGCAUGGAGACGACUCGCCACACGUUUGCAAUGUCUGCUGCAACUUGAGCGCGCAAAAGUUAACAGACCAUCUGAUCGCCAGCACGGAAGUGUCUGCAAUGCGCGCAUAUCUCUGCGCCGACUGCACCGCCCAAGUGAGCGAGAGCGUCGGUGAAGUCUUGCGGCGCAGAAUCGUCGGCGCGGUCAACAUCUGGGGCGACUGCAACGACAGCUACUACACCAAGACGGAGCUCGAGCUCGAGACGUCCCUUGGCAGGAUCUACUUCAGGGGCCAGGCCAUGCCCCUGACGGGAUGCGCGUGCGCGACGAAGCUGUUUGCUCAGCGGCUCUGUGCGAGGCAUCGCCGUCGGUUUGGCCAUUUGGUCGUGGGCCAGGUUGCGAAGAUGCGCGAGUGGUGCUUGCAGACAUUUGGCCGCAACAUCUGUCCAAGCUGUCUUAUUGAUAAACCGCCUCAUGAGGCGAACUCGUCGAUGAGUCCGGAACAGGCUGAGGCUGGAAAUGGUCCGAAGGCGUGGGUGUGCCUUGCCUGUGGCGGUUGGGUUGUGAAUCAGGAAGAGGGAGGGCUUGUGCCGGGUUGGCAGCAAUGGGACAUGUGUCAGGUGGAGAUGGAUGAGAAAGAGGAAGAUGAGAUUGGGAUACAUGGGUAA
Trichoderma gamsii is the source of this 2925-nucleotide messenger RNA. RefSeq lists its product as hypothetical. The coding region runs from base 1 to 2925 and encodes 974 amino acids. Lineage: Eukaryota; Fungi; Ascomycota; Sordariomycetes; Hypocreales; Hypocreaceae. The transcript has a single exon. The record is from RefSeq and is a predicted model, not a curated record.